Molecule: messenger RNA, 747 nt
Organism: Naegleria lovaniensis
Lineage: Eukaryota; Heterolobosea; Eutetramitea; Acrasida; Naegleriidae
Exons: 4
Coding region: 1-747 (248 amino acids)
Biological process (GO): RNA catabolic process
Cellular component (GO): extracellular region
Molecular function (GO): ribonuclease T2 activity; RNA binding
Source: RefSeq, a predicted model, not a curated record
AUGCAAACCAAAGCCUUGCUCGUGCUUGCCGUGUUGGCUGCGCUCCUUGCCUUCUCCGUGGUAUCGACUGCUCAAAGAACUCCAAACUUUGUGUUGGACCAAUUGAGAGGAGCUAUUAACAGAGAAAGAGGUGGUUCUUCUUUUGAUUACUUUGUAUUUUCUCUUACUUGGCCAGGAAAUGCCUGCCGUCAAUUGCAACCAUGUUAUAUCCCAUCAUCUACUUCAGAUUUUACUAUUCAUGGUUUGUGGCCUAGCCGUAACACUGGACCACAAGGUCCAUUCUUCUGCGGAGGAUCCUUUGACUAUGGUCAAAUUCAAGAUUUAGUCCCUGAUUUGAACAAGUAUUGGACUGAUUUCAAGAAUGAAGUUCCAUCAUUUUGGCAACACGAAUAUGAAAAGCACGGAACCUGUGCUGCUUCUCUCCCACGUAUGGACACUGAAUACAAGUUCUUCAAGGCUGCUCUUGAUUUAAGAAAGAGCAUGUCCGUUCUUCCAAACUUGCAAAAAGGCGGUGUCACUCCAUCUGACAGCAUGGUUUAUCAUAUUCAACAACUCAAGAGUGCCAUGAAGGCUGCUGGUUAUGGAACUCCUGCUCUUGCUUGUUAUCAUGGUGAACAAUACAUUACUGAAAUGAGAUUCUGUACUGACAAGAAUUUGAACUUUAUUGAUUGUCCAAUCCGUGAUCAAUGUCAUGAUACUGUCUUGUUGAAUCCAAUCAACCCUAACAAUGCCAAGAGAAGAAGAUAG